This is a messenger RNA of Lactuca virosa, 417 nucleotides long. Lineage: Eukaryota; Viridiplantae; Streptophyta; Magnoliopsida; Asterales; Asteraceae. The record is from the annotation of a GenBank genome assembly.
AUGGAUAAGGAAAGAGGAAACCUGCUUAAAUCAUUUGGGACUCAGGUGGCAGAGCCAGUAAGAUCAAUGGUAAUGGGAGCUCCACUAGAAGAUGCUCGUCGUCUUGCUCAAAGAUAUGAUAGAAUGAGACAAGAGGCUGAAGUACAGGCUGUUGAAGUUUCUAAAAGACAAGCAAGAGUAAAAGAAGGAACAUGGAAUCCAGACAUCCUUAUGAAACUUGAUCUGAAAUCCAACAUGGCAAUUUUGGGAAGAGAAGCUGCAUCAGCAAUGGCUGCUGUUGCAGAACCGAUUGUUGUGCGAAUAUCCGUACAUUGGAACGAAUUCCAUUGUCAACCACUAGAGUUCAUUUUGUUAAUCUCCUCUUCCAAAUCUGAUCGGAAACAAGGUCAAUCGAUGGAGACGGAACGGAGGCGAUGA